GGAAUCUUUCCUACCAACUUUAUUUCUUGUCUCUCUUUUUUUUUAUCGACAUAUUUUACAUUCAUGAUGCAUCAAAAAGAAACAUGGCAAUUGCCUUCCAUUUCAUUGAAAGAACUAACCUACAAAAAAGAGGCAUUCAGGGAAUCUUAACACCUAUUCAACCUAGUAUGGUUUCAAUGGAAGCAGCACUACCUGUCAAACUUCAACCAUUAUUACUUAAACCAAAUCCUAAGCUUCAAAUCGUUCUCCCUCCCCCAUUUACACUCUUGGCUGAGAAUGACAAGCAAGACGCAAUAUCUAAGGAACCAUUGGUUCGCAAAGCAAGCAUUCCUUUACUUUUAAAUCCAGUCAAGGAGAAAACAGCAAGUUUAGGAAUCAAGCAAUAUAUUUGCACAUUUUGUCAGAAAAAGUUCAUGCGGCCAUCUUCCUUGAAAAUCCACACAUAUUCGCAUACAGGAGAGAAGCCCUUCCAUUGUAGUUACCCUGGAUGUAGACGCAAGUUUAGUGUCCAAAGCAACAUGAGAAGACAUCUGCGUGUUCACUGCGACUAGAGUCUCCUUUGUUUUAUUGUAUCAUAUGUGUUAUAAACAUAUUUAAUUAAAUAUUUAUGUGGCUUAUAUGAUAAAUGUUUCUUGUCAUAAUUGAUCUAAAUUUGUGUUACAUACAAUUUGAUCAAUGGUCUGAGCACAAAUUGACAUGUUGAAAAUGUCCUAUAAUAUAGAUAGAAGAAAUGAACUGUAUAUAAGCAACUAUUUAGUAUUGAUUAAAAAAAAAGAUCAAUAAAACAAUUAUACAUUAUUCUCAAUAAAGUAGUAUUGCAAUAUUUGUUUUUUUUUCAACUAGUACUUAUUUAUAAAAUUGCUGUAAAAAAU
This is a messenger RNA of Gilbertella persicaria, 872 nucleotides long. RefSeq lists its product as uncharacterized. Gene Ontology annotation, molecular function: DNA-binding transcription factor activity, RNA polymerase II-specific; RNA polymerase II cis-regulatory region sequence-specific DNA binding. The record is from RefSeq and is a predicted model, not a curated record. The coding region runs from base 84 to 551 and encodes 155 amino acids. Lineage: Eukaryota; Fungi; Mucoromycota; Mucoromycetes; Mucorales; Choanephoraceae. The transcript is spliced from 2 exons. Gene Ontology annotation, biological process: regulation of transcription by RNA polymerase II. Gene Ontology annotation, cellular component: transcription regulator complex; PcG protein complex.